AGAAUUGUUCGGUUACAUUUUGCCUGUUUGCUGUUUUUUUCGUCGGUUCGCCUCGUCUUCUCCGCCUGGCCCGAGACUCACACUCAAUUCGGUCGUUUUCUGCAUUAACGGAGUCAGGCCCAGGCCUAACCUCAGUACAUCAGAGCAGCCGAACACGCCCGCGGCAACCGCCGCCAUUCUACCCCAGGUCGGACGGACCCUUGCCGGAGACGAGCACACGCCACAGCAGAGCAGCGCGAAGCGAGAGAUCCAAUGGCGGCGGCGGAGGGGCAGUGGGUGCUCAUGGCAACGGGGCGGACGCCGACCAACAUUGCGGUGAUCAAGUACUGGGGGAAGCGGGACGAGGCGCUCAUCCUCCCCAUCAACGACAGCAUCAGCGUAACGCUCGACCCCGACCAUCUCUCCGCCACCACCACUGUCGCCGUCAGCCCCUCAUUCCCUUCCGACCGCAUGUGGCUCAAUGGCAAGGAGAUCUCGCUAUUAGGAGGAAGGUUUCAGAGCUGCCUCAGAGAAAUCAGAAAGCGUGCUCGUGACUUUGAGGACAAGGAGAAGGGCGUCAAGAUCAAGAAAGAGGACUGGGACAAGUUGCAUGUUCACAUAGCCUCGUACAACAACUUCCCCACUGCUGCUGGUUUGGCCUCUUCAGCUGCUGGCCUUGCCUGUUUCGUUUUCACCCUUGGAAAGCUGAUGAAUGCGAAAGAAGAUUAUGGAGAACUUUCUUCAAUAGCAAGGCAGGGAUCUGGGAGUGCAUGCCGCAGUAUAUAUGGUGGUUUUGUGAAAUGGUGCAUGGGAGAAAAAGAUGAUGGAAGUGACAGUAUUGCCGUGCAGCUUGCUGACGAAACACACUGGAAUGAUCUUGUAAUUAUUAUUGCAGUGGUCAGUUCAAAGCAGAAGGAAACCAGUAGCACCAGUGGGAUGCGAGAUAGUGUUGAAACAAGUCCUCUCUUGCAGUACAGGGCCCAGACAGUGGUGCCAGGUCGGGUGUUGAAAAUGGAAGAAGCUAUCAAGAACCGUGACUUUGAAUCCUUUGCCAAAUUAACUUGUGCGGAUAGCAACCAGUUUCAUGCUGUAUGCUUAGACACGAGCCCUCCUAUCUUCUAUAUGAAUGACACGUCACACCGAAUAAUUAGCCUUGUGGAAAAAUGGAACCACUCAGAAGGAACCCCACAGGUCGCUUACACCUUCGAUGCUGGGCCAAACGCUGUUCUAAUCGCACAAAACCGUAAAACUGCAGCACAUCUCCUCCAGAAGCUCCUAUACUAUUUCCCUCCACAGGAUAAUGAUUUGAGCAGCUAUCUGGUUGGCGAUAAAUCGAUUCUAGGUGUCGCCGGAUUGCAUUCCAUGAAAGACGUCGAGGCUCUUCCAGCACCUCCAGAGACGAAGAUACCGGAUCAGAAAUUCAAGGGCGAUGUUAGCUACUUCAUCUGCAGCAGGCUUGGCGCUGGUCCAAAGGUUGUUUCUGACGAAGGUCAAGCAUUGAUCGAUUCAGUCACCGGACUUCCAAAAGGCGUGUAGUUCUAGAUUUAGGUUGGAAUAAUGGUUUAAGCUGGGGAUUAAAGACAAUGGUAUCAUACAAGCAACCUGGGCCGGGAAGAUACAUUAGGCUCGUGUCACGUUGGUUUCGUGCUGAUUGACUUGACGGUGUAUUGGUCAUGUAUUAUGCAUUUGCGCUGGUGUUCGUUGCUGUCCAAUAAAGAUAGAACACGUUCUCGCCUUUUGUUUUUCUCCCUCGCCUAGUAUGUGGCUCAAAUAUUUGUUUCACUAUUUUAUUGAGCACUUCAGCUGAGACAAAAGCGGAGAAUAACUUUGUA
Messenger RNA from Zea mays, 1811 nucleotides. Its product is annotated as Diphosphomevalonate decarboxylase MVD2. The transcript is spliced from 11 exons. NCBI's taxonomy places the organism in Eukaryota, Viridiplantae, Streptophyta, Magnoliopsida, Poales, Poaceae. Bases 253 to 1515 code for a protein of 420 amino acids. The record is from RefSeq and is a predicted model, not a curated record. Gene Ontology annotation, molecular function: diphosphomevalonate decarboxylase activity. Gene Ontology annotation, biological process: isopentenyl diphosphate biosynthetic process, mevalonate pathway; isoprenoid biosynthetic process. Gene Ontology annotation, cellular component: cytosol.